This is a messenger RNA of Somion occarium, 2349 nucleotides long. Lineage: Eukaryota; Fungi; Basidiomycota; Agaricomycetes; Polyporales; Cerrenaceae. The record is from the annotation of a GenBank genome assembly.
AAAUAAAACACCUUUGCGCUGCACCUCGACCAUCGUGAGGCAUUAAGUUGCUUCUGCCCCCUUCCUGCCCUUUUCUCCGCCCAUAUCCUCUCAAGAUGGCCUCUCAACCCUCUCAGCAGUAUGCAUUCCGUGCACAAAAGAAACUGGGUCUCGUCGGGGGAACCCCCAACUACGUGACUCUCGACAACUUCAAUGGACCCGAUGUACCAGCUCGCGCAUACCAGUACAGCUCUGAUGGUCGGCUCUUUGCAUACACACUUCCAACCAGUGUUCACAUAUACCAAGCCGAGGGUGCUCAGCUGCUACAGGAGCUGCCGUUGCCCAACAUUGUCGAGAUUAAUUUCUCGCCUCGUGGAACGUACAUUUCCACUUGGGAACGACCUGUCAAGUUGGAGGAUGGCUCACAGCACAAAAACUUGAGAGUAUUCUCCGUCUCCACUGGCGAAGAACUUGUCGCUUUUACCCAGAAGUCGCAGGAAGGGUGGGAUUUGCAAUACACCAUCUCCGAAUCACACGCAGUUCGUCUUGUCGGUCAAGAGAUCCAAGUAUUUCGACCCGCAGAGUGGUCUAAGGGCGUGGUCGAUAAGCUCAAGGUCGAGGGUGCGACCACGAUGUCUUUGAGUCCGGGACUUAAUCCAUCGGUUGCCGUCUUUGUGCCCGAGAAAAAGGGUCAACCUGCCUGUGUGAAAAUUUACAACCUCAUGUCUCUCGCAGGCGCGCCGAUGUCACAGAAGACGUUCUUCAAGGCAGACCGCUCGACAAUUAAGUGGAACACUAUUGGCACCCAGGUCCUCGUCCUGACUCAGACCGAUGUGGAUCAAGCGAAUAAAAGUUACUACGGAGAAACUGGUGGUCUCUACAUGCUCAGCGCGUCCGGUACCUUCGACUGCCGUGUCACACUAGACAAGGAAGGUCCUGUUCACGACUUCGCGUGGAGCCCUAACUCCAAGGAGUUUGGGGUCGUGUAUGGAUACAUGCCUGCAAAGACCAUGUUGUUCGAUCAGCGUGCCAAGACGCUACAUGACUUUGGUUCCGCGUUCUGCAACUUCAUUGCCUUCAACCCGCAAGGAAGGCUGAUUGCGCUGGCUGGAUUCGGUAACCUUGCUGGAAAUCUCGACAUACACGACCGUCGUUCGCUCAACAAGGUUACAAGCAUUAAUGCUGCCAAUACCUCACAUUGCGAGUGGUCACCCGACGGACGCUUCCUGCUUACUGCUACCCUAUCCCCUCGCCUGCGGGUCGAUAACGGCAUCAAGAUCUGGCAUUGCUCCGGACCGCUCAUGCAUGUCCAACUGAUCGAUGAGCUAUAUCAGACAUCGUGGAGGCCUGCACCCAUCGACGCUGUUCCUCAGUUCCCACAGAGCAUCCCACCUGCACCUGCACCUUCCCCCAGUGUUCAAGAAAAUGCCCAUAUUGCCAAACCUGCGCCAAUGAAGUUGGGCUCGUACCGCCCUCCUGGCGCUCGAGGUUUAGAGGCGUCUUCUGUGUACAAGCGCGAUGAGGGUACUCCGAGCGGUACAAACACGCCGAAUGGACGGUACAGCCGUAGCCCCGCUCCUGAUCGCGUGCGCACGAGGAGACACGUUCCCGGUGCACCUACCUCUCCUUCUCCCGUACGCAGUCCCGAUCCCGAAAAGCGAGGAAGGAAGGGUAAGGGCAAGAAAGAAGGCGCAAAGAAGGAGGCGACGACGCCUGUCAUACCCGGUACGCCUGCUGCUGAAGAUGGCAGACCGUCCCUCGAGAUCCAGGUGAACGGUAAAGCGACGAAUGGUCCUUUGAGCCCUGCCAACGGCUCUGUGCCGCAAACACCCGCCGACAGCAGUUCUUUGGAUCCCAUAGCCAAGAAAGUUCGUAAUUUGAACAAGAAGCUUCACUUAACAGCUUAAAGCCAUCGAAGAACUGAAAGAGAAGUCGAAGAAGGGCGAACGCCUGGAAGCCACGCAGCUCAAGAAGAUCGAGACGGAGGCAGAGAUCCGAAACGAACUUGCCAAGCUUGAUAUCUCGUCAUAGCUGCUCUUUCGUAUAUCCUCGUUCAUUCCACCGAUCUGACAGGCAACGAUCUGUAUGUUUUAGACUUCUCUCCGUAUAUGAUUCGUUCGUGCUAGGUUCUUAUAUCCGGCUAUGGUCAUGGACCCCUCGUUGCUCUUAUCGCUCUUACUUAGAAUAUACUCGCAUGGUCUGUCGCAGGUCGUUGGCGAAUGGCAUAAUUUAUUGGGUUGACACUGUCACGAUGUAACGUGUGAGUGAAGUCUACAAUGAAUUCAGAAUGCCUCGGAGGGUACGCGUUGACUCAUUGGAGUACCUUGCUUCAAUGCUGAGGCGUCUGUCGACCCGUCACGAGUGGUGAAA